CUAUAUUUUUGUUAUUUUGUUCAAGUGCAUAUAAAAUAUUAUAUGUAUAUAUACGAAUAAUUCUUUUUUUGGCAGCCCAAUAUUAUAUAAGCUUCAUCUCAUAGAAUGUGACAUAAGCUAAAAAAAUUACUUACUUACAUUACAAUAAAGACACAAAAAUGUUGCGGCGAUUCUAUCAUAGUACCUGUGUGUUAAAUAAUUUAAAAAAACAAGGCCUUAAACUUUCUAAAAUGUUAAACCCUAAAAGUAAAAAGCGAUGGUAUCCAAAUGAAUCGUUGGAAGUUAAUAUGCCUAGUGUUAAAAGUUUAACUAAAGUUAAAAACGAACCUGGGAAACGUGGAGUGAGACGGAUAGCAAUGCUUAAUAAAUUGUUUAUGAAAAAUAUUACGGAUAUUUUAUCCACAGGCACAGUGUCUUUAAAAGUAGUCGGACAAGGAAUAGAAAUAUCAAAGGUGAAAAUAAUGCCAAAUCUCCAAUCAAUAAAUGUUUUCUGGGUGUGUAAGGGUGAUGCUUCAGAUGUACAAACAGAAGCCCUGCUCCAUUCCAUUGCGGGUCCUCUCCGACAUGAGUUGUCAACACUGAGGUUGAUGGGAGAGGUGCCAUACAUUUUUUUUGUUAAAGACAGGCAAGAAUCCCAAACUGUAGACCUUGAUAGAAGACUCGCUGUAGCUGAUUACGGAGAUGAUUACACUCCAACGGAAAUAGGACAUUUACUAAGAACAGACUUCACUCUAAACACAAAACUAUCACCUGAAGUCAAGGCUAAAAUAAAGCAGCUAGAGGAGAAAAUAUAUGAUUCCGAAGAUCCAAUACCAGAAAUGACUCAUAAUGUGUACGGAUUGGAUCAUGCCAAGAUACUGAAUCGUCUUCUUGGAGCGAGAAGGAUGACCAGGGACGCUUGGGACAGUAUUAAAGCUGAGGCUCCCAGUAUAACAUACAGAGCGGAACCAAAGACCUCUAAUAUUGAUAUCGGCAGACAAAAGAAAGAUAUAUCAGAAUUUCUUCUCCAACGACAGAUACAACAAAAUAAGCUUUACAAAAAAAUGAGGAGUGACCAAAAGAAUGUAGAAAUAGCGACCACUGAAGAAGAACAGGUCUAUUUUGAAGAAGACUACUAUGAAGACGAAGAAGACAUCUACGAGUUUGAAGAAGACGAUAGAAGAAAUUAAUAUCUAUAUAUAUUAUAGUAAAUAAAUGUAGUACAAAUUA
Messenger RNA from Danaus plexippus (monarch butterfly), 1209 nucleotides. Its product is annotated as putative ribosome-binding factor A, mitochondrial. The transcript has 6 exons. Bases 159 to 1169 code for a protein of 336 amino acids. The record is from RefSeq and is a predicted model, not a curated record. Gene Ontology annotation, biological process: rRNA processing. NCBI's taxonomy places the organism in Eukaryota, Metazoa, Arthropoda, Insecta, Lepidoptera, Nymphalidae.